UAUCGGUUAACAAUCGGAAUCAUGCAAAUAGAAGCCUUUCUAGAUCUGCUAUUGUCGUUAAUUCAGGGGGCUAGCUCAUCUCAAGGUAACGUACAGAGUCCCGCCACUAUAUUGCUCACUCAGAGAAAAUAGGUUUGCUUGAUCAUUUUAAAUUCUUAUUCUAUCUAUAUAGAAAAAAACACCUUUCAAACUGCACUGCAUGACAGACAGUCUGUUUACUGAGUGCAACUUGACUAUGAAAAAUCUGGCGAUUACUUUCAAUUUUAGAAUCGCAUUAAUUAAUUAAUUUAUUUUUUUCAUUCACAAUUAUUCUUCGCUCUUUCCCUAUUAAUGGUCCUUCUGACAUAUUUAAAGUAAAUAUUCUCAGACUUUCUCACUGUACGUUCGUCAUGCAUGCAUAUUUUCUCGGGUAAUUUGUUCUUUUGCGCUCUCCGUCAACAUGCAGCUGAACAUGCACAGUUUUAGCUGGUUUUGAAUACUGAAAUACGCUCAUGCUCUUAAAAAGCUAAAAACAGUCAAAAAAUGUCAAAAAACAAAGUCUUUGAUUUGUUCGUUCUACUUUUAUAGUUUCUUUAUCCAUUCAAUUCUUUCUUCUCUGACGUCUUAUUUGAUCCUCAACCAUAUUACGAUUUUUAUUUCAUUUAUUUGUAAACUGUAACCUUUCCUUACUGUUAGCCUUCUAAUUUAUUUUUUGCACGCACUGUGCCGCAUCGAAUAGCCUUGUUAGCUGCGGGCAGUGCUUCUGUUACUGAUAUAAUCUGCUUAUUAAUAAUGUUUUGUUGAUGUUGGUUUUGCCUGAUUACUUGAAACAGGUUGUGCUAUCAGCUACGCCAAAAUCGGUUGCUUCAAAGAUGACAGAACUAACCCUCGACCAGUACCUGUCCUCGUUUUUACCGAUCGUGAUAACAGUAGUAAUGUGUGGAGUGGUAAGAUCAUCGACUGGAACAACUGGGAUACAUACAUAGUAGAUUUGGUUUGCAGAUGUGCAAAUGAGUCAAGGGCAAGGAAUUAUUCCCACUUCAGCAUUCAGUAUUACGGUAACUGUCAAGUGAAUAUAGUAUUCUUUAUAAUUUUUAAAAUGAAAUUGUUUUCUGUUUUGUCAUUUUACUCAUUUCCUUAUAAGAGGCUAGAACAUAUACCGAGAUAUGCAGUCCUCAAAGUGUACUACAUACAUCGAUAUUUCGAAUUGACCAUAAUGCACUUUGUCUGCCGUUUUGACGUCUCGUUGUGGCCGAAAUUGUUAUAAGGCCCCAUUUAAUUUAUAGUAAUACAGCUUCAAUCCCUUCUCCAUCCUAUCCUUACCAAUAGAGACCUUUAGAUUCUAAGACGAGAGCGACUAUGAGUUAGAGAUUUAUUUUCUGAAUACUACGGUAGCUCUCGCGCAAGUACCGGCGUCACUUUGCAGCACCUCACUGAACUGCUCACACAAUUGGCUAUGAAAACAAUAGAAACGGUGACAUAACAAUACCCCUUUCCUUGAAAACAAAAGGCAAUAUUGUUUUAGUCGACCGCUGAAAGAAGAGGUUCAUGUGAGGUACUUGAGUACUGUCACUUUGGCAGAAAAACGUGAUAGCCAUUGUCUAGUACGAGUUUUAACGAGAAUCAUCGUAGUGGUGGAACCAAGUUAUCAAAUGAAUGUGUUAUUUAGAGAUUUUAUCGUUUUGUGAUUGGGAGAGGGUUCAACCUCCUUAAAGAUAAUAGUGCCAACUUUUCUGGUGAAGAAAAAAAAGGACAAUGGAGCUUUCCGGGGUGUCUAUUUUUUUAUGAUAUGCGAAAAAACUUUCAGUGAAAUCUCGCACUCGUAAUCCUUCUCGUCCGUGAAUCGUAAGGUCUCUAAUGUUGGAAUUCCGAGCAAGAUGGGUCCAAAUAAGUUAUUUCAUUGGCGCAACGUUGCUGGGGAUAACUGAGGGGAUUAAAAGAUGAACCCGCAGCCGAUGUAAAAGAUCGUCUAGCUUUACGAUUCCUUUUAAUAAUUGCUUGCAAAAGUUUUCCAGGUUUUAGUGUCCCUUUUUACUGCCAAUGUAAGCCGAAACUAAUCCACGUUCCAUUGAAUCGCCCCAUUGUAAGAAAUAUGUAAUUCAAGAGAGUCUUGGAUUCUGGAUUCUACGCUGUGGAUUUCGGAUUGCUGGUUAACUGGACUCCGGAGUCGUUACCAGUAGAACUUGGAUUCCCUAUUAUUGACUAUCAAAUUGAUUAUUAAGUAAUGCCGUUGUGCAUUUCUUCUUAAAGGUGAGUGUUGGUCUGGACCAGACGCUGCCAAAACCUAUGAUAGAGCUGGCCCGUCUGAAAGCUGUCUUACGAAAGGUGUCAUGCAAAAAUGUAAUGUCAGCGAUGAUGUAGAGUGUGUUGGUGAAGCAAACACUAAUUUCGUGUAUGGAAUUAGUUACAAAGGUGACUGUCUCUCUUACGUUUUUGCUACUCAAGAAGAUAGCCAAUUCCCACAUAGCAUUUUAUGCUUGCUUAUAUUUACCCUUUUAUAUAUACUUCAUGUAUGUUUACGCUUGUACUUGCGUAUAAGGACCGGGUUUUAAGCUGUGAAAGAUCCUCCAUAGGGCAAUUCCCUAGAUACCUUUCUGAUUUUUUCUUUUUAUUAAGUAACAGCCAGAUAACGAAAGUUCAGCGAGAUUCAUUUCGGUGAAACAUAUUGAUCAGAUUGAUAGACCUUUACCAAAAUAUCCGUUUGAAUCCCGGUAAAUUUCUCUCAGUGAUACGUAUAAAUGGCACUCUAUCCAAAUAUGAUGCAAUCCGUUUCUCCUGAUCUAAUGCUUAUUCACACCAAAGCUUAAACACGUUUCUGUUUAGUUAAACACAGUGUAAAUUUGUCUCCAUCAAAGCGGCCGUAUGAUUGUUGUCAACUAGAAAUUUGGCACAAACAAUUAAGCAUAAGUAAAAAUUUGCUUGAACUCUAUGUAAAAGUCAGUCGUUUAGUUUUCUUCCACUAAUUUUUUUAUCUUGUUUAACCUGCUUUAACAAAGCAAGGUUAGGAUACAUAGAAAAUAUACCAGGCAAGUGUAUUACAGUCAAAACUCUUUAAUACAGACACCAAAGGGACAGAACCAAGUGUUCGCUUUACAGAGGUCUCCGUAUUAUAGAGGUAGGGAAUGUAUGAUUUUUGGCUUUUCUGGGACCAAAAGAACUGUCCGUAAUAAGAGGUGUCCGUAUUAUAGAGGUGUCCGUAUUAUAAAGGUGUCCGUAAGGAGAGGUUACACUGUAUUGACGUUUCAUUCCCUACACUUGUCGCACUUUGUAUUUAUUACAAAAAUUAUCUCACGUUUACUUAAUUACGUUCCCUUAAAUGAAAUGGGAAUUGAACUUCAAAAAAAAUUAAAAAAAUAUUGAACAUACCGAAGAUCUGUAUCUUUUCCUUGAGCUCACGCAGCGUGCCUGUUUUUUAGUCAUAGGGUGAAAAGAAAACGGCGUGUCAUGAGCCCCUGGUGCGCUUUAUCAAUAACGUUCUGUAAAAUAUUUCUCAGGGCCGACCACGAUCCCACCCACACCAUUGACGUCAACAACUCUGAGGCUAUCAUCACCCACAGUAUCUCCAACUCCACCAGGUGGUUAUCUAAUACUCAGUUGCUGAUAUAAUACUGGCCAUGAUAGGCCCAAUAGUAACCUACAUUGUACAAAUGCGGAGUUAGCAGUUCCUGAUAGCUGGUGUUCACAAGUGCCCUGACUAUUCAAAACUGUCUUACAGGUUUAAUUAUUUCUUUCCUAACUAACCUACCGUUGCGCAUUACUUUCUUUUAAAUUUUAACUCCAAACUUUAUAUAAAUACGAACCUCUAGAUCCAAUUGGCUUCUUUGAAGAGAUUGAGGGGGUACGGAUCCCUCGGCCCCAUCCCUGACUUUCUCCUGGACCCAACGCUGUUGUGGCCUAACAAAAAUUGUUUAAAGUAGACGUAUUCAAUAAGGUAGUUUCUUGGUGCUGAGGACGGGUGCGACUACCAAAUGAAGUAAUACAACAAUACUCCCAUCAAAACACAAAAGCGACCCCACAAUAGUUUCACCCAAAACACCCAAAUAAUUGGUGUAAAUAAUUGGUGUAAUUGGUGUAAUUGGUGUAAAUUUACUUGCAGUUUCCACACCAUUUCCUACAGCAUCAGUUUCAACUCACGGUGGUGAUGACGAUGAUGAUGAUGAUGAUGACGAUGAUGAUGGUGAUGACAAUGAAAAUGAUAAUGAUGACGACGGUGACAACGAAAACGACGAUGACGACGACGACGACGACGAUGACGGUGGUGGUGAUAAU
Porites lobata is the source of this 4248-nucleotide messenger RNA. The record is from the annotation of a GenBank genome assembly. NCBI's taxonomy places the organism in Eukaryota, Metazoa, Cnidaria, Anthozoa, Scleractinia, Poritidae.